AUGGCCUCCAAGAGCGAUGGGGCUGCCAAGGCGGCGCGCGCACCGUUCGCACGCGUGCUUGGCAUACUGAGCGUCGUAGCCAUGCUGCACAUCGUGGGUCUGUUCCUGUUCACGAGUGGCUUCUUACUGCAGCGUGUGGAGCUGAAUGCCGCGUCGAACUGUUCGAAGCCGGCGGUGGCCGUUUGGCACGCACCGCGACCGCCCAGCUCCGCGGCACAAGGCAACGAGACAGCCUUGCGCGCUUGGGACGAGCUGCUUGAAAAGCAUGGAGAAUGCACGCUUCCUCCGCGCUUCCAGCGUGUGGUGCUGUGGAUCGUCGAUGCCCUGCGCUACGACUUUGUGGCGGAGGCACAGGCAUCUGACGCAUUUACCCCCAAUGCUUUCAUGCAUAAUCACAUACGCACACCCGCUAUGCGUGCGAAUGCUACCCCGUACGCAUCGUUCCUCGCGCACUUCGUGGCUCAUCCACCGACUACAACGCUCCAGCGCCUCAAAGGCCUCACGACCGGUUCGCUACCGACCUUUAUCGAGGCAGGCGCCAACUUUGGCGGCGCUGGACGCAUCAACGAAGACACAUGGAUUGCACAGAUGCGUCAGCGUGCUUCCAAGCGUCUAUCAUUUGUCGGCGACGAUACGUGGCAGAUGGUCUUUGCUGACUUGUUUGACGACACCCAUCCUUAUUCGUCAUUCAAUGUCGAAGACCUGGAUACAGUCGAUGCUGGCGUCGAAGUACAUAUGCUCGACACGAUGGACCGCGAUGAUUGGUCACUUAUAGUGGCGCAUUCGCUCGGCGUAGAUCAUGUGGGCCACCGAUUCGGCCCAGCUCAUGCGCGCAUGCCGCCUAAGCUCGAGCAGAUGGACGACAUACUCCAGCGCGUUCUCAGCAAACUCCGAGACGAUACCCUCUUCGUGUUCCUCGGCGAUCACGGCAUGGACGCGACGGGCGACCACGGUGGUGACUCAGAGCUCGAAGUCGGCAGUGCCUUGUGGAUGUAUGCGAACAAGCCAUUUGACUCGCGUCGUUCCAAGACGCCCCUGUCCAACAAUACAGAUGUGGCUGCUCUAUUGCGCUCGCAGACACUGACUCCGGCAUUCCAGCCAUUCUCGAUGCUGCCGAAUCAGCUUCAUCGCUCGCUCCCACAAAUUGAUCUCGUACCGACUCUGUCUCUUCUCCUUGGUGUGCCGAUUCCCUUCAACAGCUUGGGUGCCAUUAUACCGGAGGUCUUUGCUUCUGAGAAGGAUGCGCUGCAUGCACCUGCGUCUCGCCUGCUCCGUGCAUUGCGCAUCAAUGCACGUCAGGUCAAGACCUACUUGGACGCCUAUGCUCAGCAGUCGACAGACCUCUCUCCCUUCGCCGCUGAACUUGAUCAGGCGUGGCGCAGCGCCCUCACAGCAGAUGCUCGACUUGCCGAGCGCGCGUCCUUGGAACACGCCCGAGCUACUGCUGAAGCUUACUUAACUUUCGUCCGCCUUGCAUUGGAUCGUGCACAGCGAGUAUGGGCUCAGUUUGACUACGCACGCAUGGUGCUCGGUAUGUCCAUCCUCACGUGCUCAAUUGGUGUUAUAUGGCUCUUGUGGCGCCUUUCAAAGCGCAGUACCAUGGAAGCCCUGUCCCACCUUGUGUGGCGUAACGCUUUUUACGGUUGCUGGUACGGCAUUACGACAGGCGUUGCCAUGGCCAUGAUCACACGCAUCUCUGUGCUUGAAAGCCUCGUAGGCGGCGUGGCUUUGGGCGUCGCAUGCACACUCAUGUGGCAGAUGUGGCCUGGCAACAUGGUCCUAGAUGCUUUCUCGACGCCUUCGAUGCGCUCUGUCAUAUCGAAUACGGUGGCUUGUGUCCUUGUGCUCGGACAUGCAUUGCUCUUUGCCAGCAACAGUUUCACCAUGUGGGAAGAUCGUAUCACUCUGGGAAUGGUGUGUUUGGUACUGGUAGUACGUGCAUGGAUGGGCCUUGGUGCACCUCUGACGCGGUGGCAGCAGCAAAUUCCCAUCAUAUCCAUCCUGGCCUUGCUUCUGCUGCGCUUCGCUGGUAUGAGCCGCGUUUGUCGUGAAGAGCAGGCACCGUACUGUGCCCCCUCAUUCUAUGCGUACCAAGCCACUACGAAGUUUGCUGACAAUCCCGCUUACGCUCUUUCCGGCCCUGCGACGAAUAGCCCCUAUGCGCUUGCUGCCGCGUACCUCUUUGCGUUUGCUAUGGCAGAUAUCCUGCGCCGAAUUCUUAAGCCAAGUCAUGCGCAUCUCAGCUCGGCAUCGACACUGCUCACAUGGAUCAUUCGACCAGCUUUGCUGGGCUCAUCUGGAUUUUGGCUCGCCGAUUGGGUUCAUGGACUCGAGCAACUGGACGAAGCAACGCGGUCAACGUUCCUGGUCAUCAAAAUCUGGACGGCACGUGCUGUUCUCUUCCUGCUCGUGGCGGGUGCGUGGUACUGGUACCUGUCUCCACUGAGUCUCUCCGUGCUUCGUGAGCCGACGCAAAAACGCGACGCGCCGCCGAAAGUCGCACUUCUCGGCUUUGGCAAUACCUUUGGCGCAGCCUUUUUGCUUUUCACAUCACUCGCUUUCUCCCUAUUGUUCUUACUUUCUCAGCCCAUGGGCCAACUGGCUCUAUCCGCUUGCUUUCUUGCCAUGGUCCUGAUAGCUGAGCUGGGUGACUCCGAGCGUGAUGCACGAUUGCUGGCAGCCUCCAAGAUGCCAAAUGCCAAGGACCUCUCUGCCUCGCCAUCUCACGCCCCGUCCCUCCUCGAAAUUGUGUGUAUUGGUCUUCUUGGCUUUGUCGCCUUCUUUAGCACAGGUCACCAAGCGACAUUUACAGCCAUCCAGUGGCGCGUCGCAUUCGUGGGAUUCCCUGUUGUUACGUACCCAUGGUCACCGCUCUUUGUCGUGCUGAAUGCAUUUGGCCCACUGAGUAUCCUGCCUGCCUUUGGCGUCGUAUUACUUACACUGUGGAACGUUGCUCCUACCCGUGCCAAGGUACAACAAGAAGAGACGGGUCAUGUGCGGCCCAUGCGAUUGCCAGGAGACAUCCUGCGCUCUGCUCUGGGACUGCUCUUGUACGUGGGUGUGUUGACAUGGUCCGCAGCCUUGUGGGCAUGGUUCUUCCGUCGUCAUCUCAUGCUAUUCAAGAUCUGGGUUCCGCGAUACAUGAUGGCUGGACUGGGUCUCUUGAUUACAGACGUAGCUCUGCUAGGCGCUGUGGCUGUCGCUUGGUGGAUUGCUGCACGCACAGCCAAGGCCUUUGGCACGUUGUACACAUAG
Malassezia restricta is the source of this 3255-nucleotide messenger RNA. RefSeq names its product phosphatidylinositol glycan, class O. The transcript has a single exon. Gene Ontology annotation, biological process: GPI anchor biosynthetic process. NCBI's taxonomy places the organism in Eukaryota, Fungi, Basidiomycota, Malasseziomycetes, Malasseziales, Malasseziaceae. Gene Ontology annotation, molecular function: mannose-ethanolamine phosphotransferase activity. Gene Ontology annotation, cellular component: endoplasmic reticulum membrane. Bases 1 to 3255 code for a protein of 1084 amino acids. The record is from RefSeq and is a predicted model, not a curated record.